GUCUUCCUCGUGUCACUCAGCUCCCCGCGACCGAACAGGAGACAAGGCUGUUUGGAUUGCAAUGGGUGUAUGAACUCCUCCGGAAGGGUCGUUUUACCCAGUGCAUUUGAAGACGCGGAUAUAGAUAAUCUUGCAUUGCUUAUAGCUGAUAUGCUUGAGCGGCUAAUGGCUCAUAAUGACCAGAUACCCUUGCUUGCUGAAAGCUUGACUCGCUUUCACUCGCGAGCGGUGCCUUCCAUCAACGUACUGGACUAUCUGAGGCGGAUAAUCAAAUUCACAAAGGUGGAGAAAACGUGCCUUUUACUCACACUGCACUAUGUCGAUCAGAUAUGUGCCAGGACGCCACUAUUCACCUUAUCUUCCCUAACAUGCCAUCGUUUCAUCAUUGCAUCUAUCACCGUAUGCAACAAAGGAUUAUGUGACACAUUCUGUACAAACAGCUUCUACGCCCGCGUCGGCGGUAUCCCUGUCUCCGAGCUUAACGAUCUGGAGCGCGAGUUUCUCAGAAUGAUCGACUGGAGAUUAACGUGCACCCGCGAAGUUCUCCAGGAAUACUACAUCAACCUCGUCCGUACAGAUUCCACUGGACGAUUUUCUAUCCUCGGCAUCGACAUGGAAAGCACAGCGACGUCGCGGUCGCCCUCGCCUCCUGCAAUGUCCCCCGCUCCCGUUCCGAUGUCUCACCAACACCGGUCUAUCCGACGCGAAGCCUCUACGAUUCUCAUUGAUACCGCCACUUUGACGCCUCAGGUACCCCAAGGGCCUACUGUUGAGCAAAACAUGGCAUUUGCAGAUCUGCAAAAGUCGUGGGGAGGGAUGGAGAGUGAAUCAGCACCUGGAUAG
Messenger RNA from Pisolithus orientalis, 843 nucleotides. Its product is annotated as cyclin-domain-containing protein. The transcript is spliced from 7 exons. Gene Ontology annotation, molecular function: cyclin-dependent protein serine/threonine kinase regulator activity; protein kinase binding. Lineage: Eukaryota; Fungi; Basidiomycota; Agaricomycetes; Boletales; Pisolithaceae. Gene Ontology annotation, cellular component: cyclin-dependent protein kinase holoenzyme complex; nucleus. Gene Ontology annotation, biological process: regulation of cyclin-dependent protein serine/threonine kinase activity. The record is from RefSeq and is a predicted model, not a curated record. The coding region runs from base 70 to 843 and encodes 257 amino acids.